This is a messenger RNA of Pelodiscus sinensis (Chinese soft-shelled turtle), 1654 nucleotides long. The record is from RefSeq and is a predicted model, not a curated record. NCBI's taxonomy places the organism in Eukaryota, Metazoa, Chordata, Testudines, Trionychidae.
AGAGCAAUAAAAAAGGGGGGGGGGGGGAGUUUCUCCAAAUUUCGUUCCAACGUCUCAGACGGCCGCUGCGAGGAAAAGGAAGACAGGGGGGUAGAAAAGGACAGCCCGAGCAAGUGAAAACAAACACACACCCGAUAUAACCUCACCGAUUUAUGGGGUUUUGCAUUUUAGUAGCUUCUACCCAGGGAGUGAAAUCCGGACAGGUUGUUAUAGCUACCCUAAUCCACAGGGGUUCCCCCCCCCCCAGCUAUUUAAACCCCCUAAAUCUUCCUCCCCCUUUUUAAAACUACUUUUUAUCUCUCUGGCUUGUGGGCCAACAUGCCCCUAAUGAGUAUUAAAACACUAUCUCCUCGCAAUUAGCUCAUUCCUGUCUUCCCGUUCCUGAUUGACAGAACCAGUGGAAGCAUACGAAUUUUCCCUUUGGCAAUAAGUGCUGAUUGGAUCCUUCUAAGGAGAACUACUUCAAACUUUUUUUUUUUUUUUUUUUUUUAAUAUUUGCCUUCAGUGUCUUGGCUGAGAGAAGAGUUUUUUACCUCUCUGCGAUUUUUUUUUUCUCGAGAGGAGUUGGGGAAGGAAGAGAGAGGUUUAUUUACCUGCUUGGGCUGAGUUCAUUUGAUCUGAUUGUGUGUGGGGGGUGUUUUUUUUUUAAUCAUUAAAAUCCUGACUCGUCAAUCACAAGCAAGAAAAGCGUUGGCAACCCUUUGAAUUACCCAAACUUUUCCUCCACUUUUGGCGAUGGGCUGUUUUGGAUAUUGCCUGUUCCUUUGUGGGUUGAGUCAAGCCAUGUCAAGCUACCCAAUCUGGUGGUCCUUGGCCAUUGGUCACCAGUAUUCUUCCCUGGGGACUCAACCCAUCCUCUGUGGCAGCAUCCCAGGGCUGGUCCCUAAGCAGCUGCGCUUCUGUCGGAACUAUGUGGAGAUCAUGCCCAGCGGGAAGGCUGGAAAUGGGGAGGCUGCAGUGAGGACGUGGAAUUUGGCACCAUGGUGUCACGAGAGUUUGCGGAUGCCCGGGAGAACAGGCCCGAUGCUCGGUCAGCCAUGAACAGGCACAACAAUGAAGCUGGGAGGACGUCCAUUAUUGAUCACAUGCACUUGAAGUGCAAGUGCCACGGUCUGUCAGGCAGCUGUGAGGUGAAGACAUGCUGGUGGUCCCAGCCGGACUUCCGGGUCAUCGGCGACUACCUCAAGGACAAGUACGACAGCGCUUCUGAAAUGGUGGUGGAGAAGCACCGGGAGUCCCGUGGUUGGGUUGAGACGCUCCGGCCCAAAUACAACUUCUUCAAGGCCCCAACUGAGAGAGACCUGGUGUACUACGAGAACUCCCCCAACUUUUGCGAGCCGAACCCAGAGACGGGCUCCUUCGGGACCCGCGACCGGAUCUGCAAUGUCACCUCCCACGGGAUCGACGGGUGCGACCUGCUGUGCUGCGGCCGCGGGCACAACACGAGGACUGAGAAACGGAAGGAGAAGUGCCACUGUAUCUUCCACUGGUGCUGCUAUGUCAGCUGUCAGGAAUGCGUCCGCAUCUACGACGUUCACACGUGCAAGUAAAGCAGGAAUUCCGCAGACGGGCUCCGUGCGGAGAAACGGAUUUCAGCCUGCUUCUUCUGAGGUUGUGUAGAUGGGCAAGAUCUACUUUUUUAUAUAUAGUAAAA